This is a messenger RNA of Magnolia sinica, 12161 nucleotides long. Its product is annotated as E3 ubiquitin-protein ligase UPL1. NCBI's taxonomy places the organism in Eukaryota, Viridiplantae, Streptophyta, Magnoliopsida, Magnoliales, Magnoliaceae. The record is from RefSeq and is a predicted model, not a curated record. Gene Ontology annotation, molecular function: protein binding; ubiquitin-protein transferase activity. The coding region runs from base 206 to 11659 and encodes 3817 amino acids. Gene Ontology annotation, biological process: positive regulation of protein catabolic process; proteasome-mediated ubiquitin-dependent protein catabolic process; protein polyubiquitination. The transcript is spliced from 16 exons.
AGAAUUUCUCCCCUCUCUCUCUCUCCGAUCGGAUCGCCCAAACUCACCGCCUUUUCCUUCCAAAAACCCUAACUCCUUCUCCAAGAAAAAGCCCCUUCUUCGAUUCUUCUCUCCAUCACUCUCUCUGCGAUCGGACUCGGAAUUCCGAUCGCUUUUUCUUGCAUUUCUUUCGUCAGGAGAUGCUUCAUCUCUCAUCUAAUUCAACAUGAAGUUGAAGCGGCGGAGGGUUUUGGAAGUGCCUCCAAAAAUCAAGUCCUUCAUCAACAGUGUCACUGCUGCUUCUUUUGAGAAUAUAGAAGAACCCCUAAAAGGUUUCGUAUGGGAGUUUGACAAGGGGGACUUUCAUCACUGGGUUGAUCUUUUUAAUCAUUUUGAUUCAUACUUUGAGAAGCACAUAAAACCAAGGAAGGAUUUGCAGGUUGAGGAUAAUUUUCUGGAAGCAGAUCCUCCCUUCCCUAGGGAGGCAGUUCUUCAAAUUCUCCGCGUUAUAAGGAUAAUCUUGGAGAAUUGUACAAAUAAGCACUUCUAUAGUUCCUUUGAGCAGCAUCUUUCGUCUCUCCUUGCUUCCACUGAUGCUGAUGUGGUUGAGGCUAGUCUACAGACUUUGGCUGCAUUUCUGAAGAAAACAGUUGGGAAGUGCUCGAUACGAGAUGCUUCUCUUAAUUCAAAGUUAUUUGCUUUUUCGCAAGGUUGGGGAGGCAAGGAGGAAGGCCUUGGAUUGAUCGCAUGUUCUGUGGAGAAUGGGUGUGAUUCCGUUGCAUAUGACUUGGGUUGCACCCUCCAUUUCGAGUUCUAUUCUGUUAAUGAUUCAUCGAAGGAGCCCAGUGAUUCAGAACCUUUGGUUCGAGGGUUACAAGUCAUUCAUUUGCCUAACAUUAAUUCUCGUGAUGAGAAUGAUCUUGAGCUUCUGAAUAAAUUAGUGAUGGAGUAUAAAGUACCUGCUAGUUUAAGGUUUUCACUUUUGACAAGGUUGCGGUUUGCAAGGGCUUUUGGUUCUUUAGCAUCUCGACAGCAAUAUAUUUGCAUACGAUUGUAUGCCUUUGUAGUUCUUGUUCAAGCUAGUAACGAUGCUGAUGACUUGGCUGCUUUCUUCAACAACGAGCCUGAGUUUAUUAAUGAACUGGUGUCCUUAUUAAGCUAUGAGGACGCAGUUCCUGAAAAAAUACGCAUCUUGGGCAUUCUAUCACUGGUUGCUCUUUGCCAAGACAGGUCUCGCCAGCCAACGGUAUUAACUGCUGUGACAUCUGGUGGGCACCGUGGAAUCUUACCCAGUCUCAUGCAGAAGGCUAUAGAUUCCAUCACCAGCAGUUCCUCAAGAUGGUCAGUUGUUUUUGCUGAGGCACUUUUAUCACUUGUGACUGUUUUGGUUUCGUCAUCUUCGGGUUGCUCAGCUCUACGGGAAGCAGGACUGAUACCUACUCUUCUUCCACUUCUUAAAGAUACGAGCCCCCAACAUUUACACUCAGUCAGCACCGCAGUUCAUGUUCUGGAAGCUUUCAUGGACUACAGCAAUCCGGCAGCUGCUUUGUUCAGAGACUUGGGGGGUUUAGAUGACACCAUUGCCCGCCUGAAGGUAGAAGUGUCCUAUGUCGAGAAGGGUUCCAAGCAACAAGUUGAAGAUUCUCAUCGUGAUAGUAAGGGCAAGCAAGUCAUUGGAACUUCUGAUGAGCUAGAUACACAGCCUCUGUAUUCCGAAGCACUAGUUUCUUACCACCGAAGGUUACUGAUGAAAGCAUUACUUCGAGCUAUAUCACUUGGUACGUAUGCCCCGGGCACUACUGCCCGCAUUUAUGGUUCAGAAGAGAGUUUGUUGCCUCAUUGCCUGUGCAUUAUCUUCAGAAGAGCAAAAGACUUUGGUGGUGGGGUGUUUUCACUUGCAGCGAUUGUCAUGAGUGAUCUUAUUCACAAAGAUCCUACCUGUUUUCCCGUCCUAGAUGCAGCUGAUUUGCCUCGUGCAUUUCUGGAUGCUAUUAUGGGUGGUGUUCUAUGCUCUGCAGAAGCAGUAACGUGCAUUCCACAAUGCUUGGAUGCUUUAUGCCUGAACAACAUCGGCCUUCAGGCGGUGAAGGAUCGUAAUGCUUUGAGGUGCUUUGUUAAAAUAUUCACUUCCAGAACGUAUUUACGUGCUCUUACCGGGGAUACACCAGGAACCUUGUCUAGUGGAUUAGAUGAAUUGAUGCGCCAUGCUUCCUCACUUCGCGGUCCUGGAGUGGACAUGCUGAUUGAGAUCUUGAACACCAUUUCGAAAAUUGGAUCUGGGGCUGAAUCUUCUUCCUCUUCAAUAGAUCCACAGGGCCCUUCCACAGCUGUUCCCAUGGAAACUGACACUGAGGAGAGGAUUUUGGUUUCAUCCGAUGAAGGGGAUUCGUCCAAAAUGGACAGUUCUGAGCAGAUAACUGAGGUAGAUACUUCAUCUGUGAAUAUUGAGUUGGUGAAUGUUGAAUCUUUCCUUCCAGAAUGCAUAACUAAUGCUUCAAGACUUCUAGAAACUGUUCUCCAGAAUGCUGACACAUGCCGCAUAUUCAUUGAGAAAAAGGGCAUUGAAGCUGUUCUUCAGUUAUUUACUUUGCCGCUACUGCCUCUUUCAGCAUCGGUUGGCCAGAGUAUUUCUGUUGCUUUCAAAAACUUCUCGCCUCAGCAUUCUGCUGCUCUGGCUCGGGCCAUGUGCAUGUUUCUUAGAGAACAUCUCAAAUUGACAAAUGACUUGUUAAUUUCAGUUGGUGGUUCUCAGCUUGCUCAAUUGGAAGGUGCAAAGCAAACGGAAGUCUUGAGAUGUCUUUCUAGUCUCGAAGGUCUUCUAUCACUAGCCAAUUUUCUGCUGAAGGGGACAACUACCAUGUUAUCUGAAUUGAGCUCUGCUGAUGCUGAUGUUUUGACGGAUCUGGGGAAGGCAUACAAAGAAGUACUUUGGCAUAUUUCUUUAUGUAGUGAUUCCAAGGUGGGUGAAAAGCGGGAGGUUGAUCAAGAAACUGGAAUAGCAGAUGCUGUAAUUCCUAAUGCUACUGGAAGAGAGAGCGAUGAUGAUGGUAACCUUGUUCCAAUUGUCAGAUAUAUGAAUCCGGUCUCUCUUAGAAAUGGUCCUGGGUCCCUCUGGAGUGGAGAACAAGAAUUCCUGUCUGUGGUACGUUCUGGUGAAGGUGUGCACCGUCAUGGCCGGCAUGGGUUAACGAGGACACGGGGUGGGAGGACUGGCAGACAGCUGGAUGUGUCACUCAAUGAUUCAGAAAGUUCUGCAAUUGCAUCAGAAACCUCAUUGGUCCAGGACGCAAAAAAGAAAAGCCCUGAUGUUCUCGUCUCAGAAAUUUUGAAUAAACUUGCUUUUGCCAUCCGUUCUUUCCAUGCCACUCUCGUGAAAGGGUUCACGGCCCCAAACCGUCGUAGAGCUGACUCUGGUUCACUGAGUUCUGCUUCCAGGAGCCUUGCAACUGCCCUUGCCAAAAUUUUUCACGAGGCUCUUAGUUACUCAGGGCAUUCUACCUCAGCUGCUGGCCUUGAAAUGUCAUUGUCAGUGAAGUGCAGGUAUCUUGGAAAGGUUGUGGAUGACAUGGUGGCACUCACCUUUGAUAGCAGACGGCGUGCAUGCAACACGGCAUUGGUGAACAACUUCUAUGUACAUGGAACAUUCAAGGAGCUUCUGACUACAUUCGAGGCCACAAGUCAGUUGCUCUGGACACUCCCCUACUCUAUUCCAGCCUCUGGUUCCGAUCAAGGAAAAACUGUUGAAGGAAAUAAGUUGUCUCACAGUUUGUGGUUACUGGAUACAUUACAAAGCUAUUGUCGUAUGCUGGAGUAUUUUGUAAAUUCUUCCCUUCUUUUGUCUCCAACCUCUUCAUCUCAGGCGCAGCUGCUCGUUCAGCCCGUUGCAGCUGGAUUGUCGAUUGGACUGUUCUCUGUACCAAGGGAUCCAGAAGUUUUUGUUCGUAUGUUGCAGUCCCAGGUUCUGGAUGUGAUUCUUCCUGUAUGGAACCAUCCCAUGUUUCCUAACUGCAGCCCAACUUUCAUUACCGCCAUGGUUUCUCUUGUUACUCAUAUAUACUCUGGUGUUGGAGAUGUAAAGCGGAGUAGAAAUGGUAUCACAGGAAGCACAAACCAACGGUUUGUGGGUCCUCCUCCUGAUGAAUCUACUAUUGCUACCAUAGUUGAGAUGGGUUUUAGUAGAGCCAGGGCUGAGGAAGCUCUGAGGCGCGUGGAAACAAAUAGCGUGGAGAUGGCCAUGGAGUGGUUGUUUAGCCAUGCCGAAGAUCCUGUGCAGGAGGAUGAUGAGCUUGCUCGGGCACUUGCCUUGUCAUUGGGUAAUUCAUCAGAUACAUCUAAAGAAGACAGUGGUGAUAAGACAAGAGAUGUCAUGGCUGAAGAAAGAGAGGCAGAAGCGCCCCCCAUUGAUGAUGUUCUUGCUGCAGCUAUGAAGCUGUUUCAGAGUAGUGAUGCUAUGGCCUUCCCAUUGACAGAUUUGCUUGUGACACUUUGCAAUCGGAACAAAGGGGAAGAUCGUCCGAGAGUGGCCUUGUAUCUUAUUCAGCAACUAAAGCUUUGUCCAUCGGAUUUCUCGAAGGACACAGGAGCGCUGUGUACAAUCUCCCAUAUCUUGGCUUUGCUUCUUAGUGAAGACAGCAGUACACGAGAAAUCGCUGCGGAGAAUGGUAUCGUCUCGGCUGCACUAGACAUCUUGACAAACUUCAAGUCGAGAACUGAUUCAAAAGAAGAGGGUUCAGCCCCGAAAUGCGUAAGUGCUCUGUUUCUUAUCCUGGAUAACAUGCUGCAGUCCAAACCUAGAGUUUCAUCCGAAAACACUGAAGGAAAUCUGUCGGGGUCUUUAGCCGACUCUUCUGGAGAGGAUGCUUCUUUGUCACUCUCUGUAUCUGUUACCGAGAGUAAAUCUACUUCACAGGGUCAUGAUAAAGAAACUGGCAAUGUAUUUGAGAAGAUAUUGGGGAAGUCUACUGGGUACCUGACUCUUGAGCAGAGUCACAGGGUACUGGAAAUUGCUUGUGAGUUCAUAAAACAACAUGUUCCAGCUAUGGUUAUGCAGGCUGUUUUGCAAUUAUGUGCACGCUUAACAAAAACACAUGCUAUAGCUAUGCAAUUCCUUGAAAAUGGAGGUCUUGCUGCACUUUUUAGUCUUCCAAGGAGUUGUUUCUUUCUGGGGUUUGACAGCGUCGCAUCUGCUAUCAUCCGGCAUCUCCUCGAAGAUCCUCAAACCCUACAAACUGCUAUGGAGUUGGAGAUACGACAAACCCUGUCCGGUACUCUUAGCCGCCAAGCAGGUCGUCCUUUGCCAAGGACAUUUUUGACAUCAAUGGCACCUGUCAUCUCAAGAGAUCCUGUGAUUUUCAUGAGAGCUGCAGCUGCAGUUUGUCAGUUGGAGACAUCGGGUGGAAGGAUGAAUAUUGUCUUAUCAAAGGAAAAGGAUAAAGAGAAGGAGAAAUCAAAAGCCUUUGGUGUUGAAGUUGGAGUUUCUUCUAAUGAGUGUGUACGGAUGCCUGAAAGUAAGCUACAGGAAGGAUCUGGCAAAUGCACGAAAGGUCACAAAAGAAUUCCUGCCAGUCUAACACAAGUUAUAGACCAGCUUUUGGAAAUAGUUAUGAGCUAUCCGUCAGCAAGAAAACAGGAGGAAUGUACUAGUUCCUUAGCCCCUAUGGAAGUUGAUGAACCUGCUACAAAGGAGAAGGGUAAAUCGAAGGUUGAUGAUACAAAGAUGGAACACGACAGCCUCUCUGAAAGAUCCACAGCACUGGCAAAAGUCACUUUUGUUCUCAAGUUGAUGAGCGAUAUUCUUCUCAUGUACGUACAUGCGGUGGGGGUUGUUCUCAGACGGGAUUCAGAGACUUGUCAACUUCGGGGAUCUUGUCAGCUGGAUGGCUCUGGACAUGGCGGGAUAUUGCACCAUGUUUUGCACCAGCUGCUUCCAUUAUCUUCAGAUAAAACUGCUGUGUCCCUGGACAAAACUGCCGAAGCCUCAGUCGAGUGGAGAGACAAGCUGUCGGAAAAAGCCUCAUGGUUUUUGGUUGUGCUAUGUGGUCGUUCUGGUGAAGGGCGCAGGCGUGUGAUUAGCGAAAUUGUAAGAGCCUUCUCUUCAUUCUCUAGCUCAGGAAGCAAUUCUUCCAAAGGAAUUCUAUUGCCGAAUAAAAAAGUUCUGGCUUUUGCUGACUUGGUGAAUUCCAUUUUGUCAAAAAAUUCAUCUUCAAGCAACUUACCUGGUCCAGGAUGCUCACCAGAUAUAGCAAAGACCAUGAUAGAUGGAGGAAUGAUUCAAUCUUUGACCAGUAUUCUUCAGGUGAUCGAUCUGGAUCAUCCUGAUGCUCCAAAAAUUGUGAAUCUUAUACUCAAGGCUUUGGAGAGCUUGACAAGGGCUGCUAAUGCUAAUGAGCAAGUGUUCAAGUCAGAGGGGCUUAAUAAGAAAAAGCGUUCUGGUAUGAAUGGAAGAGCUGAAGACCAGACAAAUGCAGUUGCUGGUGGCGAAUCUGUGGAGCAUGAUCAAAAUGCUAACAGUCAACAUCAGACCACAGAUGCAGUGGGAACUGAACAGCAGCUUCAGGGAACCUCUCACAAUGAUACAGUUCGGGAUGCAAAUCUAAAUCAGUCUAUGGAGCCAGAUAUGAGAAUAGAGAUGGAAGAGACUAUGACUGCUCAUCCACCAAUGGAACAUGGGGUUGAGUUCAUGCGUGAGGAGAUGGAUGAAGGUGGUGUGCUGCAUAAUACAAAUGUUGGGAUGACUUUUCGAGUUGAGCGUAGGACAGAUGAUGACAUGGGUGAUGAAGAUGAUGAGGAUAUGGGGGAGGAUGGUGAGGAUGACGAUGAAGAGGAUGAUGAAGAGGAUGAUGAGGACGAGGAUAUAGCUGAAGAGGGUGCUGCUCUGAUGUCUCUUGCUGAUACUGAUGUGGAGGACCAUGAUGACAAUGGUUUGGGAGAUGAAUAUAAUGAUGACAUGAUUGAUGAAGAGGACGAUGAUUUUCAUGAGAACCGUGUCAUAGAAGUGAGAUGGAGGGAAGGUCUCGAUGGUUUAGAUCAUUUACAAGUUUUGGGGCGUCCUGGAGCUGCAAGUGGUCUCAUUGACGUUGCAGCAGAGCCCUUUCAAGGGGUAAAUGUGGAUGAUAUAUUUGGUUUUCGCAGGCCUCUAGGUGAGCGUCGCCGCCAGACUGGUAACAGGAAUUUUGUUGAGCGAUCCGGCUUAGAAGGAACUGCUUUUCAACAUCCACUCCUGCGGCCAUCGCAGUCAGGGGAUCCAAACGUUUCGAUGUGGUCCUCUGCUGGAACUGGAUCCAGGGACUUGGAAGCUUUAUCAGUUGGAAAUUUUGAUGUAACCCAUUUCUAUAUGUUUGAUGCUCCUGUUCUGCCGUCUGAGCAUGCAGCAGCUACUAUUUUUGGUGAUCGUUUGGUUGGUGCACCCCCACCCUUACUUGAUUUUUCGCUAGGGAUGGAUCCUAUGCAUUUGGCAGGAAGAAGAGGGCCAGGUGAUGGUCGAUGGACUGAUGAUGGUCAGCCACAAGCAGGCAGUCAGGCUGCUGCUAUAGCACAAGCUGUAGAAGAACAGUUCAUAUCCCAGCUGCGCAGCGUGACUCCUUCCAGUAAUCGUCUAAAUCAGAGGCAAUCAGAAAAUCCUGGAAGGCUAGAGAACCAGCAGUCAGACAUUACACCAUCUAAUGUCGACAGUCAACCACAGUAUGCAGAUGAUAAUGUUGCUAGCCAACAAACUGAAGCUCAACAUCAAGAUCUAGGAACCAGUUCAGUGCAUCCUCAAGAGAAUCCAACUGUUGAAGGUGACUCUUGUCUUCCUAUCUCAUUCCUUGAUGGAUGUGUCAAUUCAGAGUCUGUUCUCAGAGAAGCAGAAGGGCCACAAGCAGCAGAACCUAUGUCAACACAUCCAGAUGGUUUAAACAGUAUCUCGAAUGAGAGUGAAAGCAUGCAAAUUGGAGAGGGUCCCAUCACUAACAUAGGAAGGUUGGAGACCAUUCCUGAGUUUGUUACAACAUCAGCUGAUUUACACAGCAUGGAUCCUCCGAGUCGAGAUGUUUCCGAAAUGUUUGCUAACGCUCACGAUUCAGGGCCUCUUAGCACAUCUGGUGAUGUUCUGUUAGGAACAGAGAGCCAGUCCAGUAGUCAAGCACUUGUUGGUUCCAGUGCAGAAAUGCUGCAUGCAGGUGAUGGUGCUGCUUCAGUUGAAGUUGGUGUUGAUGUUGAUAUGGAAGGUGUACCCACUGUGAGGAACCCAGUUGAACACACUGUGCCUGUUUCUUACAAUGCUGCAGACGAUCCAUCUGCUCUGCAAAGCACAGAGGUUGCUCAAGAUGCCAAUCAACCUGACCAGAUCAAUAUUAAUAAUGAGGGUUCUAGCACAAAUACUAUUGACCCGACCUUCUUGGAGGCACUGCCUGAGGAUCUUCGGGCAGAAGUACUAGCUUCUCAACAAGCUCAAUCUGUACCAGCUCCGACUUAUGCACCUCCUUCUGCAGAAGACAUCGACCCUGAGUUCUUAGCCGCUCUUCCUCCAGAUAUUCAAGCAGAAGUUUUAGCACAACAGCGAGCACAAAGAGCUGUGCAGUCUCAGCAAGCUGAAGGGCAACCGGUUGAUAUGGACAAUGCAUCUAUUAUUGCUACUUUUCCUGCUGAUUUGCGUGAAGAGGUGCUCUUGACAUCCUCCGAAGCAGUUUUAUCUGCAUUACCAUCACCUUUACUGGCAGAGGCCCAAAUGCUCAGGGAUAGAGCAAUGAGCCAUUAUCAGGCUCGCAGCCUUUUUGGAGGCAGCCACAGGCUUGGCGGUAGAAGGAAUAGUUUGGGAAUAGACAGGCAGACAGUGAUGGAUAGAGGUGUUGGAGUUACAAUAGGUCGGCGUGCUGUUUCUGCCAUUGCAAACAGCUUGAAGGUUAAAGAAAUUGAAGGAACACCUCUUUUAGAUGCAAAUGCUUUGAGAGCAUUGAUCCAGCUCUUAAGAUUAGCUCAGCCCCUCGGGAAAGGCCUUCUCCAGAGACUCUUGUUGAACCUCUGUGCACACAGUGUUACACGGGCUAUUCUGGUUAGCCUUUUGCUUGAUAUGAUAAAACCAGAAGCUGAGGGUUUUGUUAGUGGACCUGCAGCUGUUACUUCUCAAAGGCUUUAUGGUUGCCAAUGGAAUGUUGUUUAUGGUCGAUCACAGCAGUUGGAUGGUCUUCCACCUCUUGUGUCACGUCGAGUCCUUGAGAUUUUGACUUACCUGGCAACAAAUCAUUUGGCUGUUGCAAAUAUUCUUUUCUACUUUGAAUCUCCGUCAGAUCUAGAAUCUCCAGUUCCUCCACAUCUGGAAGCCAAGAAGGAGAAAGGGAAGGAGAAAAUUGGGGAAGGAAUGCCUUCAUCAUGCUUGAUUGAAAUGUCUCAGAAGGGAUCUAUACCUCUAAUAUUGUUCCUGAAGCUCCUAAACCGGUCACUGUUUUUACGCAGCAAUGCUCAUCUUGAACAGGUCAUGGUUCUCCUCCAAGUAGUAGUUAAUAAUGCUGCCUCAAAAGUUGAGUCUCAGCCUCAACCUGAACAGGUUCCUGCCAAUUCCCAGACUUCAUCUGAAAAGGGAGCUUCCGAUGAGACUCCUAAAGAUCCUCUCCCAUCCGAUCAGAUUUCCGGUCAGGAUUCAAAUAAAAAUGCAAGCGCUGAGGCAUUCACAUCUAGCGGAAAGAAAAUUGUUAAUCCAUACGAUAUCAUCUUGCAGCUUCCAGAAUCCGAUUUGCGUAAUCUUUGCAGCCUUCUUGCUCAUGAGGGGCUUUCAGAUAAAAUCUAUUCACUUGCAGCCGAGGUACUGAAAAAGCUGGCCUUUGUUGCUGCUCCUCAUAGGAGAUUCUUUACUUCUGAGCUGGCAGGUUUAGCCCAUGGCUUGAGUGAUUCUGCUGUGGGUGAACUUGUCACUCUAAGGAGUACACACAUGCUAGGUUUGAGUUCUGGUUCGAUGGCUGGGGCUGCUAUCCUGCGUGUGCUACAAGCACUUUGUACACUCACUGCUGUUAUUGUCGAUGGAAGCAAGGAUCAAGAGAAUGAUGUGGAACAGGAUGAGCAGGCUAUCAUGUGGAAGUUAAAUGUUGCCCUUGAACCAUUGUGGCAAGAAUUGAGUGAAUGUAUAAGCACAACAGAGACGAAACUGGGACUGUCCUCCGCCUUCUCCUCUCCCUCACCAACUUCAAAUACAGGAGACCAUGUAGGAGGGUCUUCUUCUCUGUCGUCACCUCUUCCUCCUGGCACUCAGAGGCUUUUGCCUUUUAUAGAGGCUUUCUUUGUUUUGUGUGAGAAACUUCAGGCAAAUCAUUCCAUCGGUCAGCAAGAUCUUAUCAAUGUGACUGCCAGAGAAGUCAAAGAGUUUGCAGGGAGUUCUUCAGCACCAUCUAUGAAGUCUGCUGGUGGACAUAAACGGGUUGAUGGUGCUAUGACAUUUGCAAGGUUUGCGGACAAGCAUCGGCGUCUUCUGAAUGCUUUCAUCAGACAGAAUCCUGGCUUGCUGGAGAAGUCGCUUUCUAUGAUGCUGAAAGCACCGAGGCUGAUUGAUUUUGACAACAAGAGAGCAUAUUUCCGCUCAAGAAUUAGGCAACAGCACGAGCAGCACCCAUCUGCUCCACUGAGGAUAAGUGUUCGUAGGGCAUAUGUCUUGGAGGACUCCUAUAAUCAGUUACGUAUGCGUCCUAGUCAAGAUCUCAAGGGAAGGUUGACAGUGCAGUUUCAAGGAGAGGAGGGGAUUGAUGCUGGUGGGCUGACAAGAGAGUGGUACCAACUACUGUCAAGGGUCAUAUUCGAUAAAGGAGCUUUGCUUUUUACUACUGUUGGAAACAACGCAACAUUUCAACCUAACCCCAAUUCGGUUUACCAAACUGAGCAUCUUUCCUACUUCAAAUUCGUGGGUCGUGUGGUUGCUAAAGCACUGUUUGAUGGUCAGCUUUUGGAUGUUUACUUCACCCGCUCCUUCUACAAGCACAUUCUUGGCGUGAAAGUAACUUACCAUGAUAUAGAGGCUGUUGAUCCUGAUUAUUACAAGAAUUUGAAGUGGAUGCUGCAGAAUGACGUGAGUGACAUUCCUGACCUGACAUUUAGCAUGGAUGCUGAUGAGGAGAAGCACAUUCUUUAUGAGAAAACUGAGGUUACCGACUAUGAGUUAAUACCCGGAGGAAGGAAUAUCAGGGUGACAGAAGAAACUAAGCACGAGUAUGUAGACCUUGUGGCCGAGCACAUUUUAACAACAGCCAUCCGUCCUCAAAUUAAUAGCUUCCUAGAGGGCUUCAAUGAAUUGGUGCUUCGAGAUCUUAUCUCAAUAUUUAAUGAUAAGGAGCUCGAGCUUCUAAUCAGUGGACUUCCAGAAAUUGAUCUCGACGAUUUGAAAGGCAAUACAGAGUAUACUGGCUACACAGCUGCCUCUAGUGUUGUUCAAUGGUUCUGGGAAGUUGUCAGAGCAUUCAACAAGGAGGACAUGGCAAGGUUGCUGCAGUUUGUUACUGGAACAUCAAAGGUUCCCUUGGAGGGUUUUAAAGCACUGCAAGGGAUCUCUGGCCCUCAACGGUUUCAGAUCCACAAGGCAUAUGGAGCCCCAGAAAGGCUACCAUCAGCUCAUACCUGUUUCAACCAACUAGACCUUCCAGAGUAUUCGUCCAAAGAACAACUUGAAGAUCGCUUGCUGCUUGCCAUCCAUGAAGCUAGUGAAGGUUUCGGCUUUGGUUGACACUGCUUCCAUGAUGACAAUUCUACACCAGCGAAGCCAUCAAACUCUUUUCAAGUUGCCAUGUACAGAUUUGGAGGUGAUCAGUUGAGGCCGUUAGAGAAAGAUUAUUGUUUAGAGAAGGCUGGAUUUUGUAGAAAUUCAAGAGGCAGCAAUAUGUGAAUAGUUCCAAACAUCUCUUGACUUGCAAGCUUUGUGAGCUCUAGGGCGAGUGGUUGAAGCUUCAGUGAGGACUGCACUAGGAACGGCAGCAGCAGCAGCGGCUUGCAAAAUGUAUUUUUUUCUUUUUUCGGCUUCUCUGCCAAGUAUAUAUACAUAAAAGAUGAUCAUCUGCCUCCUUUUUAUGUUUAAUUUUGUUCAGCUGGUGUCAGUCUUUGGCUGUGAAUCGUUCUUUACUCCGCCCGCAAGAUCUCGUGCUGUUUGUACCUUCUUUUUUGGGGACAGGUGGCUCAGAUUGUGAAUGCUAGCAGCUGGUGAAAUGAAAAAUAAAUGCUUGAUUUAUUUA